Molecule: messenger RNA, 1578 nt
Organism: Glycine soja
Lineage: Eukaryota; Viridiplantae; Streptophyta; Magnoliopsida; Fabales; Fabaceae
Product: cleavage stimulating factor 64-like
Exons: 7
Coding region: 58-1236 (392 amino acids)
Biological process (GO): mRNA 3'-end processing
Source: RefSeq, a predicted model, not a curated record
AUCUCCUUCAUAAUCAUAGAACGAACAACAUCCGUUUCUGGCUUUGCGGGUUGAGCAAUGGCCGGAAAACAGGUCGGCGAGGGUUUACCGGCGAACCUCGCUGGAAUGUCAAAGAAUCAGCUCUACGAUAUCAUGUCUCAGAUGAAGAAUCUGAUCGAACAGAACCAGCAACAGGCCAGGCAGAUCCUCAUCCAAAAUCCUAUGUUAACCAAAGCGCUUUUCCAGGCACAAAUUAUGCUUGGAAUGGUGCAAGCACCUCAAGUGGUUCCAAAAGUUCAGCCAAUGGUUUCACAGAACAAUCAGCAGCCAGUACAACCAACACAACAGCCAAAUAUUCAGCCUGCUCCAUUAUUGCCUGGGCAUGGUGGUGCACAGGAUCAAGCAGGUGUAUCUCAAACCCAAAUUCCUCUGAGGAAACACCAGAACCAACCUUCAGUGCCAGUUUCAUCUGCUGUUCCUGCAGCGAGGCAUCAAUCUCAGCCCAUGGCUGCACAUUCCUUGCCAAUGCCACAACAUCCUAAAGGACAUCCAACUCCCCAAAUGGCUCUAGUGUCUCUUCCACAAUCAUCACAACUUCCAAACAUACCUCCACCUUCUCUUCAAUCAUCAUCACAGCCUCUUCAUCCAACUCAAAUGGCAACUGCUUCCAGUCAGUUACAGCAACCAAUGCAGACAUCGGGGUUUCCACCUCUGCAACCACCGCUGCCACCGCAGAUCAGACCAACUGCCUUGCCAACCUUCCAUCCCCAGUAUCCCCCACAAAUGGUUGCAAACAUGGGUUUCCAACAUGCUGGUGCUUCUCACAAUCUUCCGCAAUCGAUGUUUCAUCCUGGUACAAAACCUUCUGCUAGUGUUGGGUCCACAUUCCCACAGGGGCAGACACCACUUCCAGGUCAACCAUCAUCUCAGCCACCUUAUCAGGUUGGGAAUAUGCCUUUAGGGCCUGAUUUUGGCAACCAAGCUGGAAAUGCUAUGCAAGUAGACAGAGGGUCUUCUUGGAUGCUUGGUCCCUCAGAAAACCUAGCACAUCUAUCUGGUCCUCCUGGACCACCAUCUGUAGUUUCUGGUCAGAUGGGUGCUGCUGCUAAGCAGCCUCUUCGGCCUCCUGGGUUGACACCGGAGAUGGAGAAGGCACUGCUUCAGCAGGUCAUGAGCCUCACACCAGAGCAGAUAAAUCUCCUGCCUCCAGAACAAAGAAAUCAAGUGCUGCAGCUACAACAGAUGUUGCGUCAAUGAUGUAAUACGCAUACAACACCAUGAAAGUUAGGCAAUCUUUAAUCCUUCCAGUUUGGCAGAGGUUAUUAUGUCAUUUUUUUUUAUCGGCAAAUAUUAGUUUGUUAGUUUUGUAGGAAUAUCGCUGGUAAGAAUUUGAACCUGCAACCUCUCCCUCCCCCCUUAAGCCCUCUUUUUAACCAUUAAGCCAACCUUAUAUCUCCUAAAGGUUAUUAUGUCGUAUAUAUUCAAACUGGUUGGCUGCCAAGUUUUGUAGAAAUUAAAUUAAUACAAAUUCAUGUAACAAAUUAUAGAGCAUAUUAUUCGUUUCUUCUGGAAUUUGGCACGAGUGUAUCUUUUCCGUUA